AUGUCCAUCUGCCACCUCCUCCAAGUGAAAUACAGGCUCAAGCCCUACUACAUGAGAAAGCAACCAGAUAUCACAGCAGAAAUGCGUGCCAUCUUAGUAGACUGGCUGGUGGAAGUAGGGGAAGAAUAUAAACUUCGAACAGAGACACUGUACUUGGCGGUGAACUACCUGGACAGGUUUCUCUCUUGUAUGUCUGUUCUCAGAGGGAAGCUGCAGCUUGUAGGAACAGCGGCAAUUCUUCUGGCUGCGAAAUAUGAAGAAAUCUACCCACCAGAAGUGGACGAAUUUGUGUAUAUAACAGAUGAUACAUAUACAAAGAGGCAGCUGCUAAGAAUGGAACACCUGCUUCUCAAGGUCUUGGCUUUCGACCUCACAGUGCCAACCAUCAACCAGUUCCUACUUCAGUACAUUUGA
Meleagris gallopavo (turkey) is the source of this 414-nucleotide messenger RNA. RefSeq names its product cyclin-A1-like. The record is from RefSeq and is a predicted model, not a curated record. Lineage: Eukaryota; Metazoa; Chordata; Aves; Galliformes; Phasianidae.